AUGCAUAUAAUCCUAGAUUUUGAUGGCACCAUUACACAGAAUGACACAAUCAAUGCCCUAAGCAGUGCUGCUGUGGCCUUUCGGCAGCAGCAGCAGCAGCAGCAGCAGAAGGUCGAGGCCCAAGAAGAGGACUGGACGAACCACUGGACCUCAAUUGUGGACGCUUAUGUCGCAGACUAUUUGGCCCAUGUUUCUGGAUACGAACCACUCGAAUCAGAACGGACGGAUUUGGUUUCUGAGCUCGGCUUCUUGGAUGCCAUGCGAGAGGCUGUCGACCUACCUUCGAUCCAGCGUGUUCAUGAUUCGCGGCUCUUUGCCGGUAUCACCGCAGAUCAACUGACUCAGGCCGGACGGGAUGCCAGCACAGCAGAUACUGGUACAGUCCGCCUGCGCGCCGGAUUCUCCAGCUUUCUAGACGAUAUAUCCGGGCGCCGGGGAUGGCCUGUCUCCAUUGUGUCUAUCAACUGGUCGGACGCCUGGAUCAGAGGCGUCAUUGAGAGCAGUCCACACAGCCAGGGCGUUUCGAUCUUCUCCAAUAAGGUGACAGUUUCGGGGAGGAUCGUCCCCAACUUCAACUUGCGUGUUCCCACCGACCAAGAGCCCUCGGAGCCCUCAGAGCCCUUGGAGCCCCUAGUAUCCUGCAGCGACAAGCACGAGACUAUGAAAGUGGCAGCUGAAUUGGCCGAGGAACAGGUUGUCUACAUUGGCGAUGCCAUGACCGACAUCAUGUGCCUCACCAACGCGGAGGCAGGGGGGAUUGUCAUGGCCAGCGGCGGUCCGGGUGGCAGCAGCACUCUCAAAGCGUUGGCAAGACUGAAGAAGGAAAUUCCGCACGUUUCCGAUUCACCCAAGUUCAGCACUGUUCGAACUCCUGGGAGUCUCAGGCUGGCUUGGGCGGCAGAUUUUGAUGAGAUUCUAUCGUCGGGGAUCCUUGAUUAA
Molecule: messenger RNA, 939 nt
Organism: Grosmannia clavigera kw1407
Lineage: Eukaryota; Fungi; Ascomycota; Sordariomycetes; Ophiostomatales; Ophiostomataceae
Exons: 1
Coding region: 1-939 (312 amino acids)
Source: RefSeq, a predicted model, not a curated record